AAAACCCAGACAUCGGGGACUGUUGUUGUUCUCUCCCGGCGCGACCGCCUCUGUCGGUUCGCCCAGAGGGAGACGGGGAGCUGGUGUGGUGAAGCGCGGGCGGCCGCAGCCUCCUCUCUCCUGCGUCUCAAAGCUGCGGCAGCAGCUGGUGCAAACAUCCUGCCGUUGGUCUCCGAUGCCCUUCAGUGAGGAGGGGGCGUUGGGACCCUGGUGAGCGCACCUCCGGCUCCCCCAACGAGGCGACUUCAUCGGCCCCCCUGAUCCGCGCACCCCAGCCUGCCAGCCAUGGCUGAGAACGCAGCGGGGGACCUGAACUCCAACCUGCUCCACGCCCCCUACCGCACCGGGGACCCUCAGCUAGACACGGCCAUCGGGCAGUGGCUCCGCUGGGAUAAGAAUCCCAAAACAAAAGAGCAAAUUGAAAAUCUGUUACGAAAUGGAAUGAAUAAGGAACUGCGGGAUCGUCUUUGUUGCCGAAUGACUUUCGGAACUGCAGGACUUCGUUCUGCUAUGGGGGCAGGAUUUUGUUAUAUUAAUGACCUUACAGUAAUACAAUCAACACAGGGGAUGUACAAAUACCUGGAGAGAUGUUUCUCAGACUUCAAGCAGAGAGGCGUUGUCGUCGGGUAUGAUACCCGGGGGCAAGUAACUAGCAGCUGCAGCAGCCAGAGGCUUGCUAAACUCACUGCUGCAGUCUUAUUGGCUAAAGAUGUUCCUGUGUACCUUUUUUCAAGAUAUGUUCCUACACCUUUUGUACCAUAUGCAGUCCAGAAGCUCAAAGCAGUUGCAGGUGUGAUGAUUACAGCAUCUCACAACCGCAAAGAAGAUAACGGAUACAAGGUAAAUCUUGGGCUCCUAUUCUUUGCUUAUUUACAUGUUCCUUUCUUAUUUAAAAUGAUGAUUUUUCUUUACAGGGAAUUAAACUCAAAGACCACCUUGAAAUUUGUACAUUCAUCUUUUCAUGGGGUUGGACAUGACUAUGUGCAGUUGGCUUUUCAAGUGUUUGGUUUUAAACCUCCAAUUCCAGUACCAGAACAAAAAGAUCCUGACCCAGACUUUUCUACCGUAAAGUGCCCAAAUCCUGAAGAGGGAGAAUCUGUGCUGGAACUCUCUUUGAGGCUGGCAGAGAAGGAAAAUGCCCGGGUAGUGGUCGCCACAGACCCCGACGCAGACCGACUGGCGGUGGCAGAGCUUCAGGAGAAUGGUCACUGGAAAGUUUUCUCAGGAAAUGAGUUGGCAGCUCUGUUUGGGUGGUGGAUGUUUGACUGCUGGAAGAAAAGUAAAUCCGGAAAUGCUGAUGUGAAGAACAUUUACAUGUUAGCCACCACAGUCUCUUCCAAAAUUUUGAAGGCAAUUGCACUUAAAGAAGGAUUUCAUUUUGAAGAAACAUUACCAGGUUUUAAAUGGAUUGGAAGUAGGAUAAAAGACCUCCUGGAAAAUGGGAAAGAAGUCCUUUUUGCAUUUGAAGAGUCUAUUGGUUUUCUGUGUGGAACUUCCGUUUUGGAUAAAGAUGGGGUGAGUGCAGCGGCUGUUGUUGCUGAGAUGGCAGCUUACCUGGAAACCACGAAUAUGACAUUGAAACAGCAACUGGUUAAGGUUUAUGAAAAGUAUGGUUAUCAUAUUUCAAAAACUUCAUAUUUCUUGUGUUAUGAUCCAAAUACCAUCAAAAGUAUAUUUGAAAGGCUUCGUAAUUUUGAUUCUCCAAAAGAAUAUCCAAAAUUUUGUGGGACAUUUGCUAUAUUGCAUACACGAGACGUUACCACUGGAUAUGACAGCAGCCAGCCUAAUAAGAAAUCAGUGUUGCCUGUGAGUAAAAACAGCCAGAUGAUUACAUUUACUUUUCAAAAUGGUUGUGUUGCUACUCUUCGGACAAGUGGGACAGAACCAAAGAUCAAGUAUUAUGCAGAGAUGUGCGCAUCCCCGGACCGGAGUGACACUGCCUUACUAGAAGAGGAAUUGAAGAAACUCAUUGAAGCUUUGAUAGAGAAUUUUCUUGAGCCCAGUAAAAAUGGGCUGAUCUGGCGUUCUGUUUAGUGGACAUUCGUACAUCAUUACUUUGCGCUGUCAUAUGGAACAGGGCAGCCAAGAACUUCAUGCAUCCAACUUGUGUUAGCAUUCCCUCUCUAUCUCAUCUGGCCGAGUAUCCUUUUCCUUUUAUUUUUCUCUUUUUGGUUGGCUGACGAAACAAACUAUAUAACUUUGAUAUGAAGCAGUCUAGAGAAAAUGAUUCAAAUUUUUCAUAAUCUUGAACAAAAGUCAUGACGUUAAAAGUAUUAUAGUAACAUGUCAUUCUUCCUUUAACAGAAACAAAACUGUGCAAAAGUGAGUUUUCUUAUUAGAGUGUGAUUAAGUAAGCUUAGUUCCAUAUUCUUGUAAUUGUGUAUAGCAUGUGUUUUUAUUUUAAAAAAAUAGGCAGAUAAAUGUAUAAUUAUCGAGUUAGUUAAGAAAUUUAUUUCACAAAAUUGGCAAGAAAACAGCACUACUCUCAGAAUACUGUGGAAAAGUGUCAUUGUUGCAUCAUAGGUAUUGACUUACAAAUUAGAGUACGUGAGAUAGGGUAUUUAGCAUUUCUAGCUUAGAACAGGUGUUACAAAUGUGGUGUCCAGCUCUUCUGUUUCAGUGCUGCUGGUGCAGUGUAAAUUUAUUGUAUGUGUUUAAAAUUCCACGUUUACUGAACAUAGACAAUAGUGGCAAUAUUCCUAGAAACUUGGUUCUUGUCAAAUUUCUCAGUGCCUUCUCAGGGUUUGGUUUGAAUUGAAACAGUGUUCCUGCAUUGAAUAUAAUUUAAUUCAUUAAUUUUCAGACAGUUCAGGAAAAUCUUUCAAACUGUAUAGGUGCAUUCCUCUAUAUUAAAUAGGUUUGCUGACUUUAAGAUCUUAUGAAUGUAUAUAAAAUUAUUAAUAAAAGCAGACUCAAUGUAACUGUAGUUAAGCAUCUUCAUGUUAGAAUUAAAUGUUAUCACAGCCUUUGAGUCAAGAAAAAGAUCUGAACUGAGAAAAGAGCUCAAUUUAUUUAAAAGUCUAACAUUUGGAUUACAAGUAUAUAAAUAGAUUAAUUCCUUUAUCAAAUGAAGUAAUACCAAUUUUACUAGGAAAUAAAACAUUCAGAUUUUAGGUAUUGUGAAACACUAAAACUACAUGUUUUCAAACUAAUGUCCAGUUUAUCCUAACAUCCUUCUGGCUUCUAUACAAUUUCUUAUCACAAGAGUAACUAUCUUUUCUAAUGUGGAAAAAAGAAUUGGAAGGUCACUGGUUGAUUCUGCAGCCUUCUAAAGAGACAGUGGAGGAGCUCUGUUCAAUCCUUUUUAAAAGUGUAUCCUGUUAUAUAUAGCUCACAGAAUACUUAAAAACAUGUGGCAUAGUUAAGAGGUAACAAUAACAAGGUCUUGGGUGUAAUCUUCUAAACAAAUUGCCUAUGGAAGAUAACUGGUAUUAGAGAAUUUAUUUCCUAAAAGUAAUGACAUAAAUUUGAACUGAUUAGAAUACUUAUUAAGUCGUGGUUUGGUUUGUUGUAGCUAUUGGCUAACAUUUGGUUGAACUUAUAUAAUCCAAGUGUAAUUUUCAAAUUAUUGUAUUGCCACUAUUGUUAAUUUAUUCCUUCCUUCCUUUCAUAUAGCUGGAUCUUGUAUGACUGUAGAUAAUAGACAGAUAGCUAAAUGUAGAGCACCAUAUUUCUAAAUGAGUUUGUCUUCAAUGGCUUCGUACUAAAGAAGUGUGUAGAAUUUUUUGCUUUAUGCACUUUUAGGAAUGUAGAUAUUAAUUUAGGAAAUGGCCUAUAUUCUACAAAGUGGUAUGAGCAAUGCUAUAUAUAUGGAAAAUAUGUAUAUUUGGUUUCAGUGUCUGUUUUUUAUUGACUGAAGAACAAAGUGGAGCUAAAAUGAUACAAUAGCCCUUUACAAUCUCUAAAGCCAUGUUAUGAUUGUCAUUCUAUCGUAAAGAGAACAGCUUUAUUUGAGUGCUUUAAUGUAAUGCAACAUUUCAGUCAUCUUAAUCAAGGUGAAAAGUUAUUAAAGCUUGGAUUCUUACCUCAAAAAUUUAAAAAUCCAAAGUUAAAAUUAAUAAAAAUUUGCAAGUGUUCCCUAAGUGUAUAAAUUGAGGAAAUUAUUUGAUUCUAGCCAAAUUCUCAAGUCUUACUUGAGUGUGAUAUUUAGCAUGAACUGGACGUAGUGGGUGUACACUUGCCUAACAGGAUAAAUUCGGUAGCCCCAGCCAACCAGGUCAGACAGAAGUGCUGACCAGCAGGUCUCAACUUUGGUCUCUCUAUUGUUUAUCUUUUUCUUUAUAAACAAUCUCAUGGAAAUGAAUGCAUCCUCACUGAGUGUGCAGAUCAAAACUGGGAUUUUCUAGAACUCUGGGGAAAGGAAAGAAUUAGUGGGGCAAGAUUAAAGCAUAAGUUGGGGAAUAAACAGUAGAAAUAAGCAAACAAUAGAAAGAUCAAUAGGUAGCACAGGAAAUGCUUUUUGUCAAGGGCAAAUUUAUCACCCUAAAAACAGGGAGUAAAUGGACUGUAGGCAAGUUGUUUAAUUGUGUUUAUUUGUUGUGACGAUGAAUGAGUAGUGAACCUUUGUUUUCUUUUAUUGGUGACCACUAAAGAGGCCAUGUUUUAAGGCCUGAGAAAAAGAACCCCUCUUACUGAUCAGUUUUUGAGAGAAGGCUGUUUCUUAGGAACAUAUGGGAACUGGGGAGGGGAUAAAGCAGAAAUGAAAAGGAAUAAAAUAUAGAUUGGAAAAUAAGACCUCUGAGGAAAAAGUUUUUAAAAAAAAUAAGAUCAUUUAAUUCUGGAGAGGAGAAAGCUGUUGAGAUAGUUUAAUAAAUCAUAAGUUAUUGAGUCUUUUAUUGAACAACUUAAAUUAAGAAGGAAUAUAACAAACUGUUCUCCAUCUCCAGGAAGGAUAAAAUAGGAGGGAAUAAGGGUCUUUAAGAAAAAAGGAAAAAAAAAGACAACAUGAAUAGUUUACGAUUUAAAAACUUGGGCAGGAAUUGUUAUGAAGCCUUCAAUUUGAUUUUUAUUUUUAAGAGAAUAAAAAUUUAUUAUAGGAUAUGCUAAAUGGCUUUUACAGGUUCUUUCUAAACCUUUUUUUUUUUUUUAACUCAGGUUGGAACAAAGAUGUCAUAAAGAGCACU
This is a messenger RNA of Myotis brandtii (Brandt's bat), 5123 nucleotides long. It is a transcript of the gene PGM2L1, whose product is annotated as phosphoglucomutase 2-like 1. NCBI's taxonomy places the organism in Eukaryota, Metazoa, Chordata, Mammalia, Chiroptera, Vespertilionidae. Bases 286 to 2034 code for a protein of 582 amino acids. Gene Ontology annotation, molecular function: intramolecular phosphotransferase activity; glucose-1,6-bisphosphate synthase activity. The transcript is spliced from 13 exons. The record is from RefSeq and is a predicted model, not a curated record. Gene Ontology annotation, biological process: carbohydrate metabolic process.